UUCCAGGCGAUCCCUCCCUGGUUCCCUCUUAAUUCUCUCGUUCUCCUCCCAAAUUUCAAUCCAUAUUUCGGUAUUAAAUCAUAAAAGAAAUCCCCAUGAGAUUGCCCGAUCCCAAAUCCAUCUCCCAGAGACCAAAAACCUCGGAUUUUGCUCAUUAAUCCGUGCAGUAUUCGUGAGUUCUGGGAAGAAUUUCCCAUGAACCCGUCUCAUAUGUUCAGAAAAACCUCUUUAAUCCAUCUCUCUUAAUUCCUUUGUAGCUUUGGAGUAUUUUAGAUGAAAAGAAAAGGAUUUUGUUGGAGUAAAAAGGGUAAAAGAUUCAAUUUUGCUGUGUUUUUCCUAUUGAUUACCAUCUAAAAUUGACUCCAGGAGGGGAAAGAUCCAAUCUUUGUCACAAUUUUUGGACCUCUCAAUCUGAGAAGAAAUGGGGAGGCUUCAAGGAAGAUUUGGAUCCGUCCUGAACAACAGAUGGCUGGUUUUUGUGGCUGCAAUGUGGGUGCAAUCAGUCGCGGGAAUUGGAUACCUCUUCGGGAGCCUGUCGCCGGUGAUCAAGAGCUCUCUUGGCUACAACCAGCGCCAGACCGCCAGCAUCGGCGUCGCCAAGGACCUCGGCGACAGUGUCGGAUUCCUCGCCGGCAGCCUUUGCGAGAUCCUGCCUCUCUGGGCGGCGCUGCUCAUCGGAGCGCUGCAGAAUUUUAUCGGGUAUGGGUGGGUUUGGCUUAUCGUCACGGGGAGAGCGCCGGCUUUACCUCUGUGGGCGAUGUGCAUUCUUAUUUUUCUGGGAAAUAAUGGAGAGACCUACUUCAACACAGCUGCACUGGUUUCAUGUGUACAAAAUUUUCCCAAGAGUAGGGGCCCCAUAGUGGGAAUACUAAAGGGAUUUGCUGGUCUGAGCGGUGCAAUUUUGAGUCAGAUAUUUACAAUGAUACACACAUCUGAUCACAGUGCUCUCAUCUUUAUGGUUGCAGUGGGACCAUCUGUGGUAGUUACUGCCUUGAUGUUCAUUGUUAGACCUGUUGGAGGCCACAGACAAGUGCGGCCUUCAGAUAAAUCUAGUUUUAUGUUCAUUUAUAGCGUAUGCUUGCUUCUUGCUGCUUAUCUAAUGGUUGUCAUGCUUCUAGAAGAUUUAGUUAACUUGAGUCAUAUUGUGAUUAUUUUAUUCACAGUAUUGCUACUCUUUCUCCUAAUAUCUCCCAUUGUCAUUCCAUUGCUCUUGACUUUCCAUUUUGAUGUUAUUUCUCCUGCUCAAGAAGUUCUCUUGCCUGAGCCUUUGAAAGGAGAGACAAGUAAGUCAGGUCAAUCUGAGGAACAAAAUGAGGUUAUUCUAAGUGAGGUAGAAGAGGAAAAGCCAAAAGAAGUCGACUUACUACCUGCAUUGGAGAGGCAGAAGAGGAUAGCCCAGUUGCAAGCUAGACUAUUUCAAGCGGCAGCGGAAGGAGCUGUGAGGGUCAAGAAGAGGAGAGGUCCACGUAGGGGAGAAGACUUUACCUUGACACAGGCAUUGAUAAAGGCAGACUUGUGGCUUAUCUUUCUCUCUCUUUUGUUGGGGUCAGGAUCUGGUUUGACAGUCAUUGAUAAUCUGGGCCAGAUGAGUGAGUCGUUGGGUUAUGAUGAUACUCAUAUUUUUGUAUCCAUGAUCAGUAUUUGGAACUUUCUUGGCCGUGUAGGUGGUGGCUAUUUUUCUGAGAUCAUUGUGAGGGACCAUGCUUAUCCAAGGCCAGUAGCUAUGGCGAUGGCUCAGAUUCUGAUGGCUAUUGGACACUUCUUAUUUGCCAUGGCCUGGCCUGGAACAAUGUACAUUGGAACAUUGCUGAUUGGACUUGGAUAUGGAGCUCAUUGGGCCAUUGUGCCAGCUGCUGCCUCUGAGCUAUUUGGCUUGAAAAACUUUGGAGCCUUGUACAAUUUUCUCACUGUGGCCAAUCCUGCAGGUUCACUGAUCUUCUCAGGUCUAAUUGCUAGUGGUAUAUAUGACUACGAAGCAGAAAAGCAAGCACACAUGCAUAAUAGUUCAACAUCUUUGCUUCAGAGUUUACAUCAUGAUGCAAGUUUCCAGGUGGAGGAGCCGCUAAAAUGCAAGGGGGCCAUUUGCUUUUUUUUCAGCUCCUUAAUUAUGUCAGGAUUGUGCGUCAUUGCAGUUAUCUUGAGCCUAAUUCUUGUUUAUAGGACCAAGAUUGUCUAUGCCAAUCUAUAUGGACGUACUCGCACAUGAAGUUUUCUUUCAGGAAGAAUAUAGUCUGUACUUAAGAUGCCUUUUUUUUCUUCUCAGUACCAUCAAGCGUCAAAUUAUCCGAUUCAGAAUCCUGAUUGGUGUUGCAUCCACAUUGCAAUGUCAGAGCCAGUUUCUCCCUUAUCAUCUAUAGCUCUCAGGCAGCAGAAUUUGCUGGAAAAUGGAGAUUAAUGAAGCCUACAUAAUGUUUUUUGUUUGUUCUGUAAAAUUGUCAUUUUAUUUGUGCAGGCAUGAGAUGUCAUGCUAUCAUUGUAUAUUAUCUUCCGGAGCUUUGUUUUUUUUUUUGUUUAUUAUGUAUUGUAAUUUGUAGUGUCAUUAGUAUCCAUUGUUUUA
Phoenix dactylifera (date palm) is the source of this 2557-nucleotide messenger RNA. Its product is annotated as protein NUCLEAR FUSION DEFECTIVE 4-like. Gene Ontology annotation, cellular component: membrane. NCBI's taxonomy places the organism in Eukaryota, Viridiplantae, Streptophyta, Magnoliopsida, Arecales, Arecaceae. The record is from RefSeq and is a predicted model, not a curated record.